Paramecium primaurelia is the source of this 3419-nucleotide messenger RNA. NCBI's taxonomy places the organism in Eukaryota, Ciliophora, Oligohymenophorea, Peniculida, Parameciidae. The record is from the annotation of a GenBank genome assembly.
AUGGGUAAUAAAUUAUAAGGAAGAGAUACUAUUUCUUAUAAAACUAAAAGUGGACUACUUUUUGAAAUACAAAUCAAUGAUCUUUAAGGAGCCAAAAAAUUUCCAAAGACACCUAAAAGAGAGGAUAUUUUGUUAAAAUAUAAUUAAUGGAUAUCUGAUGUUUAUCUCAAUAAUAUUUAUAAGGUUAUUUUGGAAGAUUCAGAUAUUAAACUCUUGUAGACAGUUGAAUCCAAAUAUAAAUUUCGUAUAUGCCAUAUUCAUGAUUAAAUAAUGGAAAAAAUAAAUUUGUAGAAAAGAUAAGAAUACUAGACUAAUCAAAUCUUUAUAGAUUAAUUAAAAAAAAGUAUAAAUAGAUUAUUUGAAGAUUAUAAUGAUGUAGAUAUAAGCAGUAAAAUAUUUAAUCAUGUUAUUAUAGGUAUUAGUAAAAGUCUUUCAAAUUCAAGUUGUAUUGAUCAAAAAGUUGAAUUACUUAAAAAUAUGAAUUUUAUAUCCUAUUUAACAGAUAGAUUAAUACUUUUAGAAGAAACAUCAAGAAUUACAAAUAAUUUUAGAGAUCAAAUUAGAAUAUUAGAACUAUUUUAAAUUAUAUUAAAUACCCAAAAUAUUAAUCAUAAGUCCUUAUUUUAUGAAUCUAAAUGUUUCAAAUCAAUAAUUCAAAAUUUCCACCCAGUUGAACCUAAAGUAACUGGUUUAGUUUUUAAAAUUAUAUCUGGAUAAAACGGAUUAAGUUGGAAAGAUAAUAAUUAUCAAAAUAUUUAAGAUGCUUUUGAAAAUUUAUAGAAUCUAUAUGCAUUCUAAAAUAAGUAAUCAAAAAUAAUUAUAAAAUUAGAUUUUAAAUAUUUAUUAGAACAAUGUAUUAUACUAAAAAUCUAAUAAUGAUUUAUUAAAUUAUUAAGUUUCUAUUUCGAUAUUUAUAUUCAUUAGAUGAUAAAAAUUAAUUAUAAGUUGCAACAGAACUUAACACUACAAAAGUAAAUGAUAAAUAGUUAGAAGAAGUUUUUAAAUAGAUUAAACUUAGAAUUAAAUUGAAUCUAUACAAAAAAGAAGAUUGUACUUAUGAAUCAGUUAGAAAUAUACUUAAUACAUUUGAACAUCCAUUAAUUUCUUUUAAUUAAGAUGAUCCAAGAUUAACAAAACAAUUUGCUUCUUUUAUAGAUUCAACUUAUGAUGAUAAAAUCAAUUAUGAAAGUGAUUACUGUUCUUCACAAAAUAUUUAGGAUCUAAAUUUUUUAUAAGAUUAAUAUUAUUAUUAUGAAGAGGGUUAGGAACAUGUAUUUAAAGCCAUUAAAUAAUCAGUUAUUGAAUGGAUUGAUGCAAUCUAAAAUAUAAGUUUACUCUCUUUAAAGGAGGAUGAGGUGGAUUAGUUUUUCUUAGAAAAUGAGACUACAUAACAUUAUGCUGUUAUUGGAGAAAAGGAUAUUAGCUCUUCUAAUUAAAUACUUUCUAAAACACCUAAGAAUAGUCAAUCUGAACAAGAUGAUUAAAAUUUAGAAUAAAAAAAUUAUAAAAGUAAAUACAAAGAAGCAAAAGAAAUAAUUAAUGAAUUAAGAAAUCAAUUAGAUUAAUAAACAAAACAAAAUAACUUAAAAUUAUAAGAAUUAUAACUUUCAAAUUAUAAAUUAAACGAAGAAAACAUAUAGACAAUUAAAUAAUUAUAAAAUUAAAUAAAUUAACUCUAAAAAGAAAUAUAGAAUUAUAAAACUCAAGCAUAAAACGAUUCAAAAUCCCCUUAAGUUUAAUUAAAUUAAUCUAAUAAUUCAAUUAAACAAUAACAAGAUUCACCUCCUAAAAAUAAUAUAGAUUCUUAAUAAUAAUAAUUAACACAAAUUUCAUCUAAUAUAACUACUAAAAUUUAAUCUCCACCUCCGCCACCACCACCACCACCACCUUCACAUAAUUAAACAACUGGAACAAAUCUUCCUCCACCUCCACCUCCGCCUCCUCCUCCACUUAUUUAAACAGCUGGUUCACCACCACCACCGCCUCCUCCUCUCAAAAUUAAUAAUUAAUAACCUUAACAAUUAAUUAGAAAAUAAUAACCUAUUCCAUCCAAACCAAUGAAACCACUUUUUUGGACAAUUAUUCCAGAUUCUAAAGCUUUCAAAACAAUUUUUGAAAAAAUUUAAAAUGAAGAUAUUACUUUAGAUACUUAAUUUUUAGAAAUGAAUUUUUGCAAACCUAAUGAAGUGUAGAAAUAAAUAGAUAAUUAAACUGAUGUUAAUGUUAAAAAAUAAAAAGUUAAGUUAUUAUAACCAGAAAGAUCUCAAAAUAUAGAAAUUAUUUUAAGUAAAUUACGUUUAAAUGUUAAUUAAUUUUCUGAUUCUUUACUUUCAUUAAAUCUAGAAGUAUUAACUGAAAAUUUAAUAAACUCUUUAAUUGCAAUUUGUCCUUCCUAAGAGGAAAUUGAUUUAUUGAAUGAUUUUACAGGAGAUAAAUCAUUAUUAGGUUAAUCUGAAUUAUUUAUAGAUUCAUUACGUAAAGUCAAUGGUUUUCAAUUUAGAAUUAAAGCAUUGCAUUUUAUGUAUAAUUAUCAUGAAAAUAAAUCAACAUUUCUAAAAUAGGCAGUGUAACUUUCUGAAGCUUUUACAAAUUUGAAGAAUUCUUAAGAAUUAUAGAUUAUUAUAUUGAUUGUGUUAAGAUUGGGAAACUUUCUUAAUUGUAAUAUAAAAUUUAAUAGUUAGCAAAGACACCUAAAGGAAACAUUGCAGCAUUUAAAUUAGAAGCUAUUGAAAAGUGUAAUGAUUUGAAAACAAUUGAUAAUUAAUAAAAUCUUUUAUAUUAUGUAAUUGAAAAAUCAGAAUAGAUUUUAAAAAAAGAUGUAAUAAAUUAAUAAAGUAAUUUAUAUAUUCUAUACUAUAGUGAUUAAUUAAUUUGAAAUUAUUGAAAAGAUAUCUUUAUCAUAACUUCAAUAAAGCUUAAAUGAAAUUAAAAAAGGUCAAAAUUUAAUUGUAUAAUCUAUUGAGUCUGCAUCUGAUAAUCCAAAUGAUCUUGUAGCAAUAUAAUUUCAACCUAUUUUAACUGAAAUUGAAUAAGAUUUUAUAAAAUUAAAAGAAGAAUUAUCAAAAGUUGAUAAAAAUUAUAAGGAAUGUUGUGAAUUUUAUUGUGAAAAUUAAUAAGAGUAAUCAGAUAAGUUUGGAGAAAAGAUAAUGAAAAUAUUUAGAUGUUUAUACAAAAAUAAAUAAGAAAAGCACAUAAAAUUAGAAAAAAUAAGAAAAGCUGAAGAGUAAAAAUUAAAAUUAUAAUAAUCUUAAUAAAAUGAAAAAUAGAUAACUAGAAAUGAUAGAGUAAACAAAACUUGGAUACCUUAAAAUUAAUAAGAUUAGGGAUAAAUAAAAAUUAAAAAUGGAAGAGAAAGCUUUGUAGAUAAAGAAAUUAAAGAAAUGUAGAAAUUUAAAAAUUAAAAUAAAUUUUUUCAUUGA